This is a messenger RNA of Bombyx mori (domestic silkworm), 8876 nucleotides long. Its product is annotated as zinc finger protein 567. Gene Ontology annotation, biological process: regulation of DNA-templated transcription. The record is from RefSeq and is a predicted model, not a curated record. The transcript has 6 exons. Gene Ontology annotation, molecular function: zinc ion binding; RNA polymerase II cis-regulatory region sequence-specific DNA binding; DNA-binding transcription factor activity, RNA polymerase II-specific. The coding region runs from base 187 to 1854 and encodes 555 amino acids. Lineage: Eukaryota; Metazoa; Arthropoda; Insecta; Lepidoptera; Bombycidae. Gene Ontology annotation, cellular component: nucleus.
UUAGGCCAGAAUCAUUUCUUGAUUAAUAUAAUGGAAAUUGAUAAAAGUGUGAAAGCACCAUUGUGAAGUUCCUGAUAUUUUUGGAGAUAAAAAUAAAAUUAAGAAAAAGACUUGAAGAAAAUGACAACGUGUGGAUAUUAAUUACUUUAUGAAUUGAAUGGCGUGAAUGUAUUUCAAUUCGUGCUAAUGUCGAAGUCUGUUACGUGCCGGUGCUGCAUGGCGCGGCCUCCGGACAAAGAUUUGAAAACUGUGUACACAACUCUUGGAACGUCUGAAGUAUACGCGGAUAUGGUGAAGGAUUGCUUCGAAAUUCAUAUGUCAUUCGGUAUAUGCACGGCAGACAGUGGGAUCUGCGAUGUUUGCAUAACAAGGUUACGUGAUGCCUGCGAUUUCAAGCAUCAAAUUCAACGAUGCCAGAGGCAGUUCCAACAUCUGGCUGCUCUCAUACAAGAUAGUACCACAACGAAAGUCAAAGAGGAAGUGACAGAUUUAGAUGAAGAAAACGGUAUAUAUUUUCUGGAUUUGAAAGAGGAAGCCUCUGAUCUUGACGAGAUGGGAGCGAUUGAUGACGACAAGAACCUCGCCGACAUACUGGGGUUCGGUACAGUCACCGUCAAAAGGAAAACGGACAAGAAACUUAUUAAGAAACGUAAUUUGCGUAUAAAUAAAACGCACGAGAAAAAAUCAAAAUCCCAACUAAAGAUAUCGCUGCGUACUCUGUCUCAGAUCAAAAUGUUAAAACCGAUGCCGACGAUACGUUUCACGAACGAGAAUUCAAAGCACAAGAACAAUAUAGACAAUCUAUUGAAGAAUUCGAAUUGUACGCCUUUUUUGAACAAGACCCUGUCGGGGAUUGUGUGCGCUUACUGCAAAGAGACGCAUCCAAAUAUCGACAAACUGCGAACUCACAUCAAAGAAACUCACUCAAAUGACGAGCUAAUCGAUAAGAAGAAAAUGGACAAAAACAAUCUAUCCGUCAAAAUGGACAUAACCGAUCUAAGUUGUAACGCUUGCGGUGCGAAUUUCGACGUUAUCGAUAAUCUAAUAAAGCAUCUAUCGAAAGAGCACGAAGUGAAGUUCUAUUCGGAUAUUCACAAUUACAUUUUAGAGUUCAAGCUAACGGACAGCGAAAUUUUAAACUGCGCCCUCUGCAAUUCGACCUUUGAAACCUUCAAGAUGCUGUUACAACACAUGAAUGGCCACUACAGGAACUAUAUAUGCGAGAUAUGCGAUCUAGGUUUCAUAAAUAAGCACAGGCUGAAGAAUCAUCAGAGAACGCAUGAGAUUGGUGACUUCCAGUGUUCGUUUUGCGAUAAAGUCUUCACGACCAGGGUUAGGAAGAUGUGCCACGAGAAAUACACGCACAAUAGCAGCGCUAGAUACACUACGAACUGUCCACACUGCGAACAAUCCUUCACCAGCUACUACCAGAGAAACCGGCACAUGUUUAAAGAGCACAACGCAGUCGCCGCCUCGUACCGAUGCAAUAUAUGCGAUAAGACCUUUAUACUAAAGUCGAAAUUGACAGCGCACAUAAAGAAGGUUCAUCUGAUGGAACGCAAUCAUAUAUGUCCGGAAUGCGGUCAGGGGUUCUUCAUAAAGCAAUCCCUGGACGAGCACAUGAUAAAGCACAACGGGGAGAGGGUCUACAAAUGUACCGUUUGUCUGAAGGCUUAUGCCAGGAAGAAGACCCUGAGGGAGCACAUGAGGAUCCACAAUAACGACAGGAGGUUCAAGUGCGGGGUCUGUUCGCUGGCUUUCGUGCAAAAGUGCAGCUUAAAAAGCCAUAUGCUUUCGAAUCACGGCGUCACUUUGGCGGAAUACGAAACGCCGAAGACUGUGUCUAGUCCUUAACACGCUCGCGAGGAUUCAGCGCUGUGCCGUCGUCGGAUUAAACAGAAUUUGGCUGAUCGUGCUAGGCCUAGACCGCACUACGGUAAAACCGCAGCGGUUAUUAAGCGUGUGAGUUUAUGAAAAACGAAAAGGAAUAAAAGCGGCCACACUUGGGGUUCUUUCCCGCGACUGAAUUUUAAAACUGCGAAAUAUUACAAAAUUGUCGCGGAAAAAAAACCGCAACAAAAUUUAGAAUCCAUAAAACUAGGUAUCCGUGCACGCAUGAGGUAUGCGUAACCGCGGGCGGUUUUUUUGAAACGUCAAAUACAUUUGCGAUAUUUUGUUUCCAUGAAAAACUCGCUGCUGACAUCUGAUGGUAAUUGCAAAAUUUCUCUGGGUGUUUUCUUAAAUUUUGAUAUUUCUUAUGAAAGAAACCUCUCUCAAAUCUACGGCUAGUAAGUGGAUGGACUCAACAUUUGUGAAAUUUUCGUUGUCUUUUUUUCUAUAUCAUAGUAGCCGAGCAAGACUACAUACUGCUCUUUUGAAAUUUAUCCAUCUUCAAACUGUGAAAAUCGCAGGCGAAUUCGCGGUUAAUAAUUGUAGUGUGUGCGUCUUAAGCGGUUUCGCGGUUAUACCGGUUAAAUGCUCCCGGGAAGAAACCGUAGUGCGGCCUAGGCCUUAAAAGCUUCGUCAAACAGAACGCGUAUUUAGCGCUGCGUUAUAACGUGGUGCUGUUUUCAUGUCACACAAAUUGACUAGAUGAACCCAACGCUCCUUGAAACAACGUAACAGUCGCCAAAUCAUAGUGCCUUUCGAUAGCAGUGUGAAAAUUUAAAAGUAUUAAGAUGUCAAGUGAUUUGAUUCAGAUGUGGCAUUGUAUAAGUAUGGGUAUUUCAAUACGCUUUUAUUAGCUUCAGACGUAUGUAUGUUAGUAUGUAACGGGAUCUUUGAACAUGAUUUUGGCUCCCUUCAAAACGUCGGAUUAACUAGAAAUUUGGUAUACUUAUUAAAGACCGAUGACAAUUCGAUAUUAAAAAAUUGAAAUCCAAUUAAAAAAUAGAAAAUAAAUUUGAAUUAAAAAUAGUGUACAUAAGGAAAAAAGAUUUAAUUUAAAAAAAAGCGUGGUGUGCAUGGUAUCAGUAGUUAUAAAUAUUUUAUGAACAGAUAUGAAUAGAAAGGUUAUUUUGAUAAUGUCCUGAAAAGCACCCCACGCUUUUUUACAAUAAAAUCAUUUUUUCUUACACUAUUUUUAAUUCAAAUUUAUUUUCUAUAAAAGCAUAUUUUGUUUGGUUUUUUAUACUAUUAUUUAUUUUAACUAAUUCUAUCAAUUUUUCGGGCAUUAUCCAGUAUUUUAAUACACAUUCACUCGGACGCUAAAAUAAAAUUUGUAAAAAAUUACAACGUCUGACGUCAAAGCGUCUUAACACCACGACAGAGCAUUGCGUACUGUUAGGCCUUGUUCGGACUAGGCGAGUAUUUUAGUCGAGUACCGAGUAAUUUAGUGGCUAAACUAUUCGCUACUCGCCCGACAAAGUAGAACAAAAUGGAUUGACUUGACUAAAUUAUUUACUAACCUAAUCGACUAAAUUUUUGGUGCUCAGACACAUUUAGCUACUAAAUUACUCGAUACUCGACUUAAAUACUCGCCUAGUCCGAACAAGGCUUUAGCGCUGGCGCUCUGUUUGACAGUAUAUUUACCAUACUAUAAGCCGCGCCAAUAAAGAAACGAAUCGAAAAUGGCGUCUAUGUACCUGCACUAAGAGAUGGUAGGGUCAACAAAUAAAAUGAAAGAUAGAAACAAAAAGUUGUUUAUUGUAAAAUAAUAUAAAAAAACAAAUGAGAAUGUACUUAAUUUUGGUGCGCUGGCAGAGAGGGAGGUGUUUGGGAUGCAACUUGCGUAGAUACUUUUGCUGCCAGUCACCUAAGUCGCACAACUCGAACGCCCGGCGCGGUUGCCGAGCUUGCCGCCCAAAAAAAAACAAUAAAAUAUACACUUUAUUUAACAAAAACACCAAAAUAACGAACAAAUGCAACAAAUAACAACAAAAUUUCAGAGAAAACAGAGCGCGUCGAGACAAUGUGAGAACAAAGUCAGAACUGAUAUUUUUUUUGCAUGCAGUACGCUCCUUGUGCGACUAAAGACAGCUAUAGUUUAGAGUGAGAGCGCAUGAUCGUCGCCGCCAUUUUAGAUUCGUUUCUUUAUUGGCGCGGCUAUAGUACAACACAUCUCGGCGUCGUAGCCAUAGCGUACCAUCAGUUUAGCGUUCUGACGCGCGCUAAGUACGCGUUCUGUUUGACCAAGCCUUAAGAAGCAAAGCGAUUUGCAAUAUCCAGACCCGCCUUUUUUCAUAGCCACGAGUGUCUAGACUGGUAUAGUUCUUCUAAGAAUGACUCAUUUGGUACAGUUUGGAAUCACUGAUUAUUGAAACGAGGGUCGUGGGUCCGAUUCUCAUAAAGAGCUCUUUCCCUGCGUAUCUAAAUAUGUAUGUACAGUAAAAGCUCUUGAUUCGCGUGGUUUACGUUCUGUAAAUAUGUCGCGAAUACUUAGAUAUGCAAUGAAAUCCUUUUUAUUCAUGUACGUACAUAUUAGAUCCGAUAAUAAAAGGAAUAUUUGGCCGCGAACAUAGCGAAUUGGGUCGCAUCUUUUUUAAUCCGUGAUUGGUGAAUGAAGGAAGCGAAAAUAAGGAGCUUUUACUGGAUAUAUUUAAACAUAUUUAUAAGUAAUGUAUAACAGUCGCCGGAUCCCACAGUCCAGUUCAGAUAGCUGCGUUCGACUUGUCCUCAUUUAUUUAUUUGAUUGUAUUAUUCAGUCAUAUUAUUAUGCCGAUAAUUUAAAUUCGGGUUUUAGAUCGCACACAGUGUAAUUAGAAUUUAGUUAACAUUGAUCACUUUAGUGGAGAUGUUGGCGUUUUCCACUCACUAUCCCAUUAUUUUCACGGAUCCGAUGGAAAGUCUCAAACCUCAAUUGUUUAGCAGUUGUUUUUUUUUUUAAUAUUGUUAUGGCGAUAAUUCAAAUUCGGGUCUUAGAUCGCACACAGUUUAAUUAGAAUUUAGUUAACGUUGAUCACUUUAGUGGAGAUGUUGGCGUUUUUCACUCACUAUCCCAUUAUUCUCACGGAUCCGAUGGGAAGUCUCAAACCUCAAUGGUUUAGCAGUUGUUUAUUUUCAUAUUAUUAUGUCGAUAAUUCAAAUUCGGGUUUUAGAUCGCACACAGUGUAAUUAGAAUUUAGUUAACGUUGAUCACUUUAGUGGAGAUGUUGGCGUUUUUCACUCACUAUCCUAUUAUUCUCACCGAUCCGAUGGGAAGUCUCAAACCUCAAUUGUUUAGCAGUUGUUUUUUUUUUCAUAUUAUUAUGUCGAUAAUUCAAAUUCGGGUUUUAGAUCGCACACAGUGUAAUUAGAAUUUAGUUAACGUUGAUCACUUUAGUGGAGAUGUUGGCGUUUUUCACUCACUAUCCCAUUAUUCUCACGGAUCCGAUGGGAAGUCUCAAACCUCAAUGGUUUAGCAGUUGUUUUUUUUUAGCCAUUCGCUGGUAGCCUAAGAGGUUAUUCCAGUUGUGCCCUGACGGGUUGGUGAGCUCACGGACUCGACCUGAGAGAAUUUGCUAACAUUAACCCUAGCAAGAACAGUGCUUAGCUGAAUCUACCGCCGGAUCGGAAUCGCGAUCCACUGAAAGGGUUUAGCAAGAAACUCAUUGAGCCCAGCGGUUGUCGGAGUACGUCUGGUUACGUUAGGUUGAAGUAGUGGCCUGUCCCGCCCGAAUACCAAAAGCGAUUAUUAUUUUUUGCCUGUUAAAUACACCAGCAUUGAAAUCGGUACAAUGGAAGGCACAGUAGAGGAAAAAGUAGACCUAUGAGAAAAUAGAUGGAUUGCGUGAAAGACGAUAUGUGUAAGAAGGGAGUGAGCGAAGAAAUUACUGGUGGUAGGACGUCUUGUGAGUCCGCGCGGGUAGGUACCACCACCCUGCCUAUUUCUGCCGUGAAGCAGUAAUGCGUUUCAGUUUGAAGGGUCGGGCACCCGUUGUAACUAUACUGAGAACUUAGAACUUAUAUCUCAAGGUGGGUGGCGCAUUUACGUUGUAGAUUUCUAUAGGCUCCAGUAACCACUUAACACCAGGUGGGCUGUGAGCUCGUCCACCCAUCUAAGCAAUAAAAAAAAACUCAGUGGGCUCAGCGGCUGUCGGAGCAUAAAAUUUAACUCAAAUUUGUAUGGAGUUGAAACGUUUGCCUACGUUUGCCGCUAGGGGCGCUGUUCCAACUGCAUACAAAUUUGAGUUAACUUUUACGCGAUCGAGAACGUUAAAAAACUCGCACUAAGCACACCAGUGACGGGAUGUCGAAGUAGGCUUGUGACGCACUUAUAGAAAAUGCGGGUAAUGUUUUUUUUCUGUGUGUUUCACACUAGCAUUGAAAUUAGUACAGUGAACGUGGUUUUAUUGAAUUUAAUUAAACAUAAUAUCUAGUUAUUUAAACGUAUUUUCAAGAUCCUAGUUAUAUUUAUAUUUUAAAGAAUUAAGUCUAAUUGCUUUAAGUAAUCUUUUUUAAAAACUCAAAAUUUGACCCGAUCUUAUGUUGGAAAUGCGUAAAGGGUAAAAGGACACUAGCUAUCUCUCUCGCACGAUGGUAUGAGCGUGACGUCACGAAACUAGUUGUUAAUUAAUUUCUUAACCAAUUUAUAGUUGCUAUUAAUGAAGAUACAGUAUUUUUUUAGGAAAAUAAUUAUGUCAGCAUCUCCAUUAAAGUUAAUACGUAAUAGAAACAGUAUUAUUAAGUUGUUGAUUUCUUUUUUAUAUUGUAUAUUGUUAAUUAUAUGUACCUACUUUAACAAUUAUUUUUUCUUUCUUAAUAUAGGUUGAUUGUUAAAAUUGUAGCGGGAAUGGCUGUUGAAAAAGAAAUUGUAUUUUUUAAGUAUCAAUUUCAUUUUUGCUUUUUUAUAUCGUUUCGUUUUUUCUUUUUUUUUUGUCUUUUUAACAAUAAUCAUCAAAUGAAGUUUCGGCUUAAAAGAAUAAAAACUGAACAAUAAACAAAUGAAAAAAAAAACAUAUUAUUUCAAAAAAGGUUUAAUUAAAAUUCGUAUGGGGUUAAAAUGAUUUGAUUUUAUUCGAAUGUUGUAUGUACUUAUAAUUUUAACGUAGCGUAAACAAAUAGCAGUAUGUGCAUUAUGAAAAUGGAAAAAGAAAUGAAAUUGGUAGAUGGAAGAUUUGUUUAAACGACUUUUUUUUACAGUAUAAUUUUGAUACGGUGUUAUUGGGAACGUCAUAGAAAACGAAGACACGGAAUAAUGUAGACUCUACACUCGAAAUAGUUAUUUGUGCAACAAGAGAUCAAAGUUCUUUUUUGUUUGUAGUGCUGAUUUUGAGUCCCGAGCAAGGGAAGGUUUCUAUGAUUGAUUCACGAGCGUAACGAGUGAUUCAAAGUUAGAAUCCUGAGCGUAGUGAGGGACUCAACAGCACGAGACCCAAAAAACUUUGCUCUCUUGUAAGUAGCACACAUAACUUUUCAUAUUAGCAGUGAGAACACAUAUUACUUAGGAGACAUAGAAAUGAAAAGGAAUAGAUUGAAAUAACAAUUAAAAAAAAACGUAAUUUCUUUAUUACAAAUAUCUUUAAAUUUUCGGGUAUUACGCGUUUCCGAACGUGUUUUCUUUGAGGUCGAAUUCCAAAAUCGAAUUUCAUAUGGGGUUUGGUUUUUUCACUCGCUUUUUUAUAUGCAUGUGAAAGUGAAAGAGCACAGUAAAAUUCGAAUUUACGGCUGAACAAUGUCAAUUCGGGGCACUGUGAAGAUUCACAAUUUAAAAAGCUACUUUGACCCACGCUCGAAUCAAAAUCACGUUUUGUUCACUGUUGUCUCGCAGCGAAAGCGGCAUGUUUGAGCUGUUGAGGUGAAAAAUAUAUUAAAUAGUUAACAAAUAUAUAAUAUUAAAUAUUUAUUCACUCCAAAGCCGCUGUUAAUUAACUAAUAAUGAAUAAAUAAUCGUAGUUUGACAUGUGAAUUCAAACAAAUUUCCCUCCAAAACUACCAGGUCAAUAACCUCAGUCGUGUAGCGCGGUAAUGCGGUGGCUUUUACUGUUAACUUUUUGAAGACAUUGAGGGAUGAAAGGCUAUUGGGCUUAAGCGGCAUUUAUCUUUGUAAUUAAAGGUGCGUUCUAUUUUAUAUUAACAUCAACAAACAGUUCGACGUUUUGAACUCCAAUUAAAUUUACCUCAUUCAAAUACGUAAAGAAGUUUUUUUGUUAUUAUAUUUUGACCAAAUUUUAAACACUAAAUGGUUCUCCUGUGUAGUGUAUGUUUUAAUUAUUAUAGUCACACAGUAAACACGUAAAAAUAUGUCUUUAUGAUCGUUUUUUUUUUUUUAAUUUUUUAAUUCAAUUAAUAAAUUAUAUCUCUGAUACCUCCUCCUCCUCGAAUCGUGUUCCUCAUGUCUGAGGGUCGUGACCACCAUCACCCAUGAGCUUCAAUCUUAAGAUGUUUUUCCACUGUCCUGAUACCUACUGAGAUAUAUAAUACUUCUUUUGUUUUUUAUUACUUUGACGGCGGAACGUACGUGGCCCAUAGACAUCGGCAACGUAAAUGGUGUCGCCCAUCUUGGGAUGUAAGUUCUAAGUAUCAGUUUUAACAGUACAACGGCUGUCCCGGCCUGAGAACCGAAACGCAUUACUGCUUCACGGCAGAAAUAGGCGGGGAGGUGGUACCUACCCGUGCGGGCUCACAAGAGGCCGAACCUACAGUAUUUUUAGUGUUAGCCUGCCAUGAAUUCUAUUCGCCUUCGUUUUCUAUAACCAUUGCCCCAUGUUUGUUGUUAUAUUUUAGUUACGUAAUAAACUUCACAGAUAACGUUUGUUGUAAAAUUUUGUUCAUUUUUAUAUCAAAAAGUUUGAUUAGAGCGUAUAUUAUUAUUAUUAUAAUAAAUUGUUCCGAAAAAUGAUUGUGAUAAAGAAAAAUAAAACUACUAAUUUGUUAAUGUGAUUAGUAUUAUUUUUAUUGUGUGUGUUCAAAUAGUAAAAUUGUAUUAUCGAAAAGCAAUAAUAAAUUGUUAAUAUGGU